Messenger RNA from Trypanosoma conorhini, 2271 nucleotides. RefSeq names its product putative protein HID1 isoform 1. The transcript has a single exon. The record is from RefSeq and is a predicted model, not a curated record. Lineage: Eukaryota; Euglenozoa; Kinetoplastea; Trypanosomatida; Trypanosomatidae. The coding region runs from base 1 to 2271 and encodes 756 amino acids. Gene Ontology annotation, cellular component: Golgi trans cisterna; membrane; Golgi medial cisterna.
AUGGGGACAUCUAGCUCAACGCUGGAGGUGGGGAAGGCACUACGCUCGCUGCUGACGGACGCCCCCGUGGACGAAGGCUUGAUUGCGUUGCUGCUAAGCACCGCUCUCUCCAACACAGAGGUGGAGCGCGCCCUCCCGUUUUCUACGCUAAGGCUGGUGCGGCACUACUACACGAAGAACUUUGCGCUACUCCUCUUCAAGUGCAUUGAGGCCAUCUCGCAGGCGCGCAGCGCCUCGCUUGAGCCUGUGGCCGACCUGCAGGCCGUGUCGCGGCGGCUUCUGACUGCGCUGUGCCUGCUGCGGCGACUGCUUCCUAUCGCGAUGGAGAGCGGGGACACACCGUGCGAUGAGGAGGAACCGGUCGCAGCUGAGACGCCCAACGCCAACGACGCUGUGACGGAUGUGGGUCCUCGCAGAACGGAGGCAGGCGGUAAAAGGCGGCGAACACGUUUUACCGCCUCUUUUGUGCGCUCCUUUUUUGAGGAAAACCUCGCCUGCGAUGAGGAGCAGCCGACGCAGCUGCUCCUUUUUCUCCCUGGCCAGAAUGCAACGCUGGGCAAAUUCUUGGGACGGCUGCUAGUAGACUGUUGUUUUAUUCGCGGCCUGACGCUGCCCACCGCUUUCGCCCCGGCAAAGCCAUGCGAGAGUCACCCCAGCGUGGAGGAGUCCCUUCUGUGGUACCCGGGCGUGGGUGGAAUGCGGGAGCAGAACACCGCCCCACAGGUGGUGGGCGCCACAACGCACGCCGUUCGGAAAGAGCUCCUCUACACACUCACUGUAGCUUUGGCCUUGCCACUGUUUUCUCCGCCGGCCACGCGCGACACCGUCUUUUCGGAGCCACUGCUUAACGUCGAUGAGACGCCGUUUCUCCCGACACUUGUCGCCUCCACGUUAAAUGCCAUUUUGUCGUACGUGCCUUUUGGUUCUAUGCCAUACACAAGCCAUUGGAUUGGGAACGAGGAGGAUGUGGUGUUGAUGUCUGCACGGUUUUUAUGUGCCAUGAUAUGUUAUCCAGGCGCCGCUGUUGAUGAUCCCGCGCAGGCUACAAACAUGACAGGACCUGCGGAGCAGGAGCACCGUGCGGCAGUCACGGCUGCGGAAACACAGGGAGACGCACAAGAGCCGCCCGUACUACAGCCGCCCAGCCCGCAGCCCAAAAAAAUCAUUCAUAGUGCAAGGGAACUCAUCUGUACACUGACGCCGGAGGAGGCGAAGUAUGUUGUGGUGCGACUAAAAAACAUCAUUGGUCUAAAGUUGUAUUCAAAUCGAACCUUUCUCCCCGAAUCGCAGCAUUGCUUCCUAACGCAGGAUGACUUCAUGAUGCUGCUCUGGCGGUUAGUUGAGCUCUCACCGCAGUGUCGGGUGGCCUUUGGGCAGCAGCCAGAGGCGAUGGAGUAUAUAGUGCCUCUGGUGGAUUACGCGCUCGACGCCAGGCGGGACCCAAAGUACUUCCCACACCUGCAGCUCGUCUUGUUUAUCUUACUGCGGCUCUCUGAACUGAGAACAUUUUGUCUGCAGUGCAACGCGGCCUUUCGUGAACGUCUUCCCUUUGAAUUUGAGUCCUUUGUGGGGUCCUACAAUGACCUACUUAUCAUCAUGCUCUGCUCCUUCAUGCUAUUUCGCCACGAGAUGAUAUGCCCCCUGCAUGUGACUUGCAGUUCAAUCAUAUCGAACCUCGCUUCUUUUAUUAGCGAUAUCAGCCCUGUCACUGCAGAGAGGCUGAGUCUUGUCUUUACUUCGGUGGCCACGCGGUGUCUCGCGUACGAGGCCUCCGCGGCGUCCAAUGCGGUCCUCGCCGACAACUCAGAGGUGACGGCCGACCAAGUUGUGAUGCUUGGCGUUGUGGGGGCCGUUGCAAGCGUGCUGCAGUACCACGAGCGGGCCGCGGCAACCCUCCUUGCCGCUUUUGUCAAGCGCAAGUCUUUGGUGAAGGAAGUAUCAGAGGUGUUCCUGGCGGAGGGGUGUAACAAAUUCCGGGUGCAGCUCACCUCGCCGUUCCUUAUAGACACCAUCAGGGACGCAAUCGCUGCAGUCGAAGAAGCUGUCGCCGCCGCGGAAGCUGCCGGCGUGGUAGACACCGCUGCCGUAAUACGCAACACGUCUCUUGUGGGCGCUCUGCCGACCCCACACCGCAUUGUUGUUAGACGGCUUUACUCCACAGAGUCAAUGGAGCAGUGGGCGAUGGCGACAGCCUGGUCGUCGUUGUACAUGUACGCCCCUCCUGGAACCUUCGGGGAAAGAAAAUCCGUCAAGAUGCUGCGCUUCGUUUAG